Anisakis simplex (herring worm) is the source of this 2034-nucleotide messenger RNA. The record is from the annotation of a GenBank genome assembly. NCBI's taxonomy places the organism in Eukaryota, Metazoa, Nematoda, Chromadorea, Rhabditida, Anisakidae.
AUUAAAGCCACCAGUAACAUCUUAUUCACUGCAGCAGCCGUACCUCUGGCCAGUGCAAGCGAAGCACCACCUCAGCGAAUAAACAGCAGCAGCAACACUGCUACUGCCAACGACAACACCAGUACCACGUAUUCGGCCAAAAAAUUGAUCAUGUCCUCAGUACAAACUGAAAAACAAGUUCAGGCACAAUCCAAUAGUGAAGAGAAGCCGAUCUCUUUGGUUGGUAGUCUAAGGAGUCGAGCCAAUACAGCCAAGCCAGUGGUAACGCUGCACAAUACGGUUAAACCGAUCGGGUUGAGCUUGAACGAUAACGACAGCUUGAAGACGCCCACAGUGCUGGGCACUACUGAUGUGACGUUGAGAACGCCGACCAUUCUCGGCUCACCCACCAAAGGACCGCUGUCCGCCGUCGGUCAUUCAGAUGAGUUGACAACACCAAGACUCAGCCUGAGUGCCUACUCAACACCGAACACACAAGCUCAAGCCUUUUUCGGUGAACACGAACCCUUACUGACAGGCACAACGUUGAGUAAUAACUGCUCAUCCUCAAGCGGAACAGCAUUGAAUACACACACCGAAAAUAAAGACUCCAAAACGACCAUCACCAUUAAAGGCAAUAUAAGUACGAGCAUAAGUACGUUCGGCACGCAGAACGUUAAUUCACCAGGUUUAAGUGCUACAAUGUUUCAGUUCUCGCCGCUUGUUGAGCACUUUCUUCAGUCCAUCACUAAAACCCAACAGACCAACUCCAAUUUACCGUUACUCGUUCUCGACUCGAACGCCAAAACACCGAGCGCUACCGAUACUCCGGAUCUGUUCAAGGUGCUACAAGACAAGAAGGAUGUGACCCCGAUUCCUCACCACCAUCACACACAACCGUCCACAUCUCAGCCUUCCAUGUCCUCUCAACAGCAAUCACCCCAGUUGGCCACUGACUACCUUCAACUGAAUCGCACCACUAAUGACUCAACAACGCGUUCCAAUAAUCCCACUGCACCCGGUCCAUCCGGAGUGCUCGCCCAGAACGGCUUCACAACGGCCACAGCCACUGCUAGUGCCACUUCAUGCCAGGUGCAAGGCGGCCUACAGUACGCUCCUCAAAACACAAACGCAGCCCCACGCCCCGGUACCUCAACCAAUCCUCUGAAUCUGUCCAAUAAUCCGACUCAAGUUCAUAAAUUCCAGAUUCAACAUCCUCCUGGAUCACACCAACACCAUCACCAUCCUCAAGCACACGUCAGGUCCGCUAGUGGUUCUGCUGCUGCCUCGAGCACUUCGAGCGGCAACACAGCAGUACUCCAACUUCGACACACAUGUUCUGUAUCGGCCACAACCAGCGGCACCAACAACAACCUACAUCAGCAACACAACAACGACAACAAUAACACCAAUAAUAACUAUAACAACUAUACCAGCAGCAGUAAUCCGUCGACCACUCAGUCGCAAUCUGUUGUCUCCACUGUGGCCCAGCAGCAGCAGCAGCAGGUCAGAUCGUGUCCUCAUGUGGCCAUCGCCUCUUCUUCGGAUACAACUACAACACGACAAACUCAACCUAGCAACACAAACACACAACAGCAACACACAACAGCAUUCCUCUCAAGAGCAUUCUAUCCCGUUUUCAGAGGCGAUUUCCAGCCCAAAAUUGAGCCUAUUGAUGACUAUUAUCAGUCAGCGUUGUCGUUCGCUCAACCCACUUCGAUGUUUCAACCAGGUCCGAUGAGCUCACCAGACAUAUCAGGAUUCACACCGGACAAAAACCCUUCCAGUGUCGCAUCUGUAUGCGAGCAUUUUCACGAAGUGACCAUCUCACCACCCACGUUCGUACACAUACCGGUGAAAAGCCAUUUAGUUGUGAAGUUUGUGGGCGCAAAUUCGCUCGAUCCGAUGAACGUAAACGACAUACCAAAGUUCAUUCUAAACAGAAGGUCGCCACGAAGAUCCACUUCAUCUACUAACAAUAACGUUGAUAUGAAUACGGCAUCGAGUCGAAGUAUGCCCUCACAACAACAACAAUUCACCAAGAUCGUGAAUUAA